AUGGGUCGUGGACUACGAUGUCUUGUCGAAGCAUGUCCCAGGGCAGAGGGUUGUAUGGAAGAUGGGUUUCCCUUUGCGAAUCCCAUCGACUGGGAAACUGAGCUGAUAAUCACCAUACUCACCGGGCAAGCCUGCCAACAGGGAGUCGAACGGCUCCCCUUCGUGGAGAACGGGCAAUUUCCGGCAGUCAGGGUCAUGCCUGAUCCAGACUAUUGUUUGGGUGCCAUGUUGGAUGGCUUUGCUCUGCAUGCGGCGUGGGGAAGUGUUGCAAAUGCGGAACACCAAGGCCGGUCAUCACCAUGA
Molecule: messenger RNA, 303 nt
Organism: Symbiodinium natans
Lineage: Eukaryota; Dinophyceae; Suessiales; Symbiodiniaceae
Source: the annotation of a GenBank genome assembly